Messenger RNA from Myotis brandtii (Brandt's bat), 1551 nucleotides. RefSeq names its product Src homology 2 domain containing adaptor protein B (gene SHB). Gene Ontology annotation, molecular function: phosphotyrosine residue binding. The annotation marks the transcript as partial. Lineage: Eukaryota; Metazoa; Chordata; Mammalia; Chiroptera; Vespertilionidae. The record is from RefSeq and is a predicted model, not a curated record. The transcript has 6 exons.
CCUGGGAGCCCCACAGCCUGCGGAGGCAAGAAACUGCUCAACAAGUGUGCUGCCUCGGCCGCGGAGGAGAGCGGGUCCGGCAAGAAGGAGAAGGUGAUUAUCGCCGAUGACUACUCAGAUCCCUUUGAUGCCAAGAAUGAUCUCAAGAGUAAAGCGGGAAAGGGGGAGAGUGCUGGCUACAUGGAGCCCUACGAGGCCCAGAGGAUCAUGACAGAAUUUCAGAGGCAGGAAAGUGUCCGGUCCCAGCACAAAGGCAUCCAGUUGUAUGACACCCCUUACGAACCCGAGGGCCAAAGCAUCGACUCGGACUCAGAGAGCGCAGUCAGCCCCCGACUGCGGGAGAGCAAGCUGCCCCAGGAUGACGACAGGCCCGCUGAUGAGUACGACCAGCCAUGGGAGUGGAACCGGGUCACCAUCCCAGCUCUGGCAGCCCAGUUUAACGGCAACGAGAAACGACAGUCAUCCCCCUCGCCUUCCCGGGACCGGCGGCGCCAGCUUCGAGCUCCCGGAGGGGGCUUCAAGCCCAUCAAGCAUGGGAGCCCCGAGUUCUGUGGGAUCCUGGGAGAAAGAGUGGAUCCUGCUGUCCCACUGGAGAAGCAAAUAUGGUAUCACGGAGCCAUCAGCAGAGGAGAGGCCGAGAACCUGCUGCGACUCUGCAAGGAGUGCAGCUACCUCGUCCGGAACAGCCAGACCAGCAAGCACGACUACUCCCUGUCCCUGAAGAGCAACCAGGGCUUUAUGCACAUGAAACUGGCCAAAACCAAAGAGAAGUACAUUCUGGGUCAGAACAGCCCCCCGUUCGACAGUGUCCCAGAAGUCAUCCAUUACUACACCACCAGAAAGCUGCCCAUCAAAGGCGCUGAGCACUUGUCCCUCCUCUACCCGGUGGCUGUGCGGACCCUGUGAGAGGACCAGCCUCGCCCUGCGCUGACAGGGCCCAGACCUGGAGGAGCCGGAGCCCCCGCCGACCAGCGUGUCCAGUUCGUGUCGUGUGUAUGGUACUGGCACACCACUGCAUGUCUCUAGAAUGCUGUUGCCACUAAGGGGGCUGGGAAAGGCCUGGAUAGAGACAGAGGGACGGCCCACAAGCCGCCCCAGCCCCCACCCCCACCCCCUCCUUGAGUUUCUGUGAAUUAAAAUAUUUGCAAAUCCAAAGAGAUGCCUUGCAGGAUGAACAAAGGCAAGCAGCUCCGAGGGGAGGGCCGGGCGGAACCGCCUGGGUUGCCGCACUUUGCUUUGUUCUCCCGCUGUCAGGAAUUCACACCUGUGCAGGGAGCACAGUUUUCCCACCAGGGCCCCACGGUGUGGGGAGCCAAACGCUGGUGCUGGGAGAGCCGGAAGGCCUGGAGUCCUGCCUCCCCUCUGGUGUGCGUGUGUCUGUGUGUGUGUGUGAGUGUGCGCACAUCCGUCACACACAGAUGUGAGUAAGCCCUCUAAUCCACUUUAUCACUCGGUGUAAUCAUUAGAUCUUCAAGGAAUCAUUGUGCGGUCAAAAGAGGAUUCAAUUAUUUAUGACUAAGGUGUGUAAAUAAAAUAGUCAUUUAAUAUGUA